AUGGGUAAUCGAAGCGGUCGACAGCAACCAGUGUUUAUUCCAGCUGAUCCUUAUCCACAAUGGACUGAAUAUUAUAUUCCUACAGUACGUCGACAACGACCUGUCAUUUAUGUUGCCGUUCCUUUCAAUCCGUGCGGUGGUAUGGGAGGUUUCGGUGGCAUGGGAGGUCUUGGUGGCUUGGGGGGGGGUUUUGGUGGCUUGGGGGGAGGUCUUGGUGGCUUGGGGGGAGGCCUUGGUGGCUUGGGAGGAGGCCUUGGUGGCUUGGGAGGUCUUGGUGGCUUGGGAAGUCUUGGUGGCUUGGGGGGAGGUCUUGGUGGCUUUGGAGGCCCUGGUGGCUUGGGAGGUCUUGGCGGAUUACCUUUAUUUUAA
Rotaria sordida is the source of this 369-nucleotide messenger RNA. Lineage: Eukaryota; Metazoa; Rotifera; Eurotatoria; Philodinida; Philodinidae. The record is from the annotation of a GenBank genome assembly.